Molecule: messenger RNA, 1282 nt
Organism: Danaus plexippus (monarch butterfly)
Lineage: Eukaryota; Metazoa; Arthropoda; Insecta; Lepidoptera; Nymphalidae
Gene: Mpp6
Product: M-phase phosphoprotein 6
Exons: 1
Coding region: 85-486 (133 amino acids)
Biological process (GO): maturation of 5.8S rRNA
Source: RefSeq, a predicted model, not a curated record
GUGACAUUAAACAUAAAUUGUACCCAUUGAAUAGUUCACCUCAUGGGUUUAUUUUGAUAACUUUUAACAAUAUAAUAAUAAAGCAUGGCUACCAAAAGAAAACCUCAAUUACCUAAAUCCGUUCUGGAUAUGAAAUUCAUGAAAAAAACGAAAGAACGGAUAGAAAAAGAAAUAGAAAAUACACAAGACCAUGAGGGACUAUAUUCGGGAAUUAUCACCAAUGAAAUGCGACAUGCUAGUGGAAAUUAUAUAUCCGAAUCGAGUUUUAUUUUUUGUCAAGAUAUAAUAGAAGGAAGAGUUUCAUUUAAAGGUAUGAAUCCGGAAAUAGAAAGACUUAUGGAAUCUGAAAAAAACAAGGAACAAAUUAAUGGUGAAAUGGAAAAGGAUGUAUCAGAUGAAGUUCUGUACAAAAAAAUGAAUAAUUUUCAUAGAAGAAAACGACGUUCUAGUCCAAGUAAAUAUGAUGUUUCAAAAAAGAAAAAGUAAUGUUUUGUAUAUGUUAACUUUAAUGUCAAUUAUAUUAUACUGACUUGACAAGUUAUUUCUAUAAAGAUAGUUAGUAAGGAAGUGUUAAAAUCAUAAAACAUUCGACAUUUGUAAGGUAUUGACGAUUUCAAUGUGAUUGAAGGCAUACCUUAAAAAGUACUAACAUGCAUGUUACAAUGUAACAAUGAUUUUAAAAUACAAGUUAACUUUUGUAUAAUAUGUCUUUUAUAUUUAAUAUAUUAAGUUUUAAAUUUCAUUGAAGGGCUGUUUAUCCAGAAAACUCCUACAAUAUUUUCAUUCUUCAUAGUGAAUAUAUUUUAAAUAGCUCUGUUUUUAAGAUUUCAUGUUAUUUUCUGUAUUGAAAGUUACUACCAAUUUUAUAUCAGCGGUUGACUCGUUUAGGAACAUGAUGAAAAGAUUUAUUUCUUGAAAUAAGGAAUAUUGAUUGUUAUAAAACCAUAUUUACUACACUAUGCUAAGUGUAAAAUGGUUUGCUACCCAAAAGUAUAUUCAAUUCCAAAAAACUUAACAAAAUUAAAUUCCUAUUAAUUUACAUUUCUGAUCACAUUUUGAGGCCUGUGUUUAUUCAUCAGAUUCAUGUACAGUAAAAAAAUUUUAAAACCAUUAAUACAAAACUUGUGAGCUUAAGAAUUUAAUACUAAUCAGAUUACCUCAUUUAUUAAAAUUAUCAAAAUAUUUCAGAAAUAUACAAUUUGAAAUAUGUAUAUAUUUUCUAAUAUCUUUUUAUGAGCUGAUGUGGAGAGAAUGGUAAAUAAAGAAGAAGGAUGGAUAUGUA